AUGAGCUCUCCGCAGGCCCGUCGUGGCAACGCAGCUUCGGCUGCUGCCGCGGAUCGAGAUCGCUCGCUUUUGCAGCUCCUCGAUCCCAACGACAUGCUGCCAGGCCACACCACCGCAGACCUCUACAGUCUGCGCCACUUCACUCUUCGCGGCGGUCUUCCAGAUUCUCCCAGUUGGCUCAGAGCUCAAGCUUGGAAGGUGCUCCUCGGCUACCUACCGCCAGAAAAGAAGGAGUGGUCCUCGACACUGGCAAAGAGGCGCAGAGAAUACUACCAAUUCGUCAACGAUCUCUCUCCUUCUCUUCCUUCUUCCGAUGAACCAAUCCCUUCGGAUCAAGUCACUCAUCAAGAUCGCCUCCUUGACCAGAUCUAUAAGGAUCUCGUUCGCUCGCGUAAGAAUGGCUUUGCCUUCUAUCAAGCUCCACCAAGACCCAGCGCCUCGUGUCCCAUCGCUCCUCUUCCUCCAAACGACGCUGAGCCGUCAAUACCAACCCAGAUACCAGUACGAAGGCUCGAAACACGGGAUCAUGUCCUGAACCGCCUUGCAGCCAUCAGCCAUGACUACGCUCAACAGCUCCACAUCGAGCGCAUCGCCUCCACCAGCAUAGCCAGCGGCUCACGGCAGCCGCCUCAGAUCCUACAUGUGCAGCCAAGCACCGACCUCCCGCUGCUGGAACAAGGAAUCGGAGCACCUCACGAACCAUCCGACUUUCUCGACGAGCCCAUCAAGAGUCCACCAAUACUCUUGUCGCCGCCCUCUCCCGGUGGCAUGUCACGCGAAUCCUCGCAGCACUCCUUUGCUUCUGCCAAUGAAGCUAUGGACGAUUUUGCUAGCGCUCGCGGUCACAGCGCACAAAGUUCCGAAGACACCGAUGGCGUGCCAGAGUCGUCCGCGCAGCAUCCAUCCAGCAUUCCCACCCAGCGCAACUGGCAUUCGCUCCUCCGUGUUCUCUACCUCUUCGCCCUUCUCAACCCCAGCAUCGGCUACGUCCAGGGCAUGAACGAGGUCCUCUUCACCUUGCUCUACGUCUUUGGCUCAGCCCAGUACCCACCCACGGCUAGCAUCGGCAUCACACCCAGCAGCUCUCUCCAGAACAUCACAGCCGACUCAGACGGCUCAGCGUACAAGGUUUGGGAUAACGACGUCGACCUCGCAGAUCUCACCACACAUGCAGAGGCUGAUGCCUUCUGGUGCUUUUCUGCAUUGAUCGGCGAGAUGCGAGAGCUCUACGACUUUGAGCGCAUCGAACAGCAAAGUCGCAGCGUUGCUUCGGCCGAACGUCAACCCUCCCACUCCGGCAUGGCAGGUGCCCUCCGUCGCUUCAGUCUCCGCAUCAAAUGGCUUGAUCCACCAUUGUGGCGCAACCUCAAGUCCGCGUCUCUAGAUCCGCGUUUGCCUUACUACUCGCUUCGAUGGCUUGCGUGCCUUCUCAGCACGGAGCUGUCCUUGCCAUCCGUGCUGCGAAUCUGGGACGCGUUGCUCGCAGAGCAGGAAUCGGCGGACAUGGCGGGCUCGGCCAAAAUCGAGUUCCUCAUCGACGUCUGCGCUUCCAUGAUGCUGCAGAUUCAGGAUCGUCUGCCGCACAGCAUUGAUGACUUCGACCUUGAGAGCGAGGCCUUUUCUUACGGCAUGCGAGUCCUGCAGAACUAUCCGGAAGGCGACAUCAGUCCAGUUGUGGAAGCAGCUACCCUCGUUCGACAAAGACGCCUGGCUGCUGAUCUGACCGGCGAUGGACCACCCGACGUCAGCGACGACGAUGACGAAGAGAUCAAUCCUCGAUUGGCUGCUGUCAAAGCCAGAGCGGCGCAGGCUUGGCGCGAUUGGACGGGUCCACGACAAGAAUCACCUUCGCCGUCUACGCCCGUCAAGGAGCUUCCAGAUGCAACGCCGCCAGUGACGAAAGGAGGCUGGCUCGUGUCCAGAGCUCGACCGCGGCCCAGCGAACCUUUCACCGAAGACGGCGACGUCUCGAUCGCCAGCACUGCCGACGGAGCUUCCUCUGACACGUCCAUGUCAUCGAAGGGCACCUUCAGCGGCUUCUUGGCUAAAUACGCCGAGGCAGUCCAGGCGAGCGAUGCUGCCGCCAACCUCUCCAAAGCUAGCACGAACUUUACGGCGAGAACCAUGGCCCGCUUUGGUGAUCGAGGCAGCCGCGAGUCGACCCCCGAGGCGUCGGGUUCUCCGCAUCAGAUGUAUGGCUCGCUCGGCCGAGGCUUCCCGACGAGCCCGACCGGCUCGGAGUCCCGCUUCGCUUCGCUGGGCUCUGUCAGCGCAGGCUUCUUCACCCGGUCCAAGCGAAACGCCAGCGAGAGUCAGCCGCAUGCAGCGGGUUGGGGCUCACCCCGCACACCAGACAUCACCCGUUGGUCGCGAGACACAAUGCCCGACUUUCCCCUGCCCAACGUCUCCGACAGCCCGGCAGGCCGAAUGGAGUAUGUCGACACGUUUGGCAAACGCAUCAGCAUGGCGCCCAACGGCCGUGGCACUUCGCCAUCAAGCUCUGUCACCGGGGACGAUAGCCGCGAGCGAAGGGGUAGCGAAAGCGCAUCCUCCUUCCCUCUGCCCAGCAUGCGAGCGGCUGCACGCAUGGGCAUUUUGCCGCAACGCUUCCGCGAGGAGUCGGCCAGUCCGAGCAGCACCCGUUCGGCAGGGCCGAAGCCGCUGCUUCUAUCGCAGUCGGCGAGGCCGCCUCGCGAGGGGAGUCACAGUCCGAAUCUGCGUGCGGCCGACGAGCCGAGUAGGAAGGUCUCGUCGGGGCCAAUGGCGCACAGCAUGAGCCGCGGGAACAGUCAUCAGGACGGCAACAGCGUAGCGGGGAGCGUCAGCGGGAGAUCGUCGCGAGCGGCCUCGGUCGCCGAUAGCCGGCGCAGCUCCGUGGCCGACUUUGCGGAUCUGAGCAUGCCCGGGCUGUCGGAGGCUGGUGCUGUGCCGCCGCUGCCGAGUCUGACAGGGCAAAGCUCAGCGGCUGUUCUGCCUCCUCGUCCGGCUGCCAAUACCGACGCCCGCAUUGCGCUCAGCAGCACGCUACAGGGCUCGGUGACGAAAGACGGAACGGUGUCAGCAGGCGCCUUCGCGCGAGCCACCAAAUCCACCGAUGCCGAACGACCCGAAUUUGGCCAUGUAGCCAGCUCGUCCGACGUGCCGCUGGUGCAGACGACGUCGAGCAUCUCGCGCCCGCGCGCUUCCAAUCGACAACGCACGUCGAGCUCGACGAUCGAUUCACGCACGGCGUCCAUGUCAGAGUCGGUGCUGGGCAACCUCAUGUCGAACCGUAGCAGCCAGACGACCAAUAUUGUCGAUGGAGCGGAUGCGGCGCUGGGCGAAAACGUGGUCUCCGAGGAGCCGUUGAACGUCCACAAGCUCGACGCCUCUCAGCCGGGCACGCCGGCCUCGGAGCACUUCAACACGACCGACUCGCCCACCUCUCAAGACCAGAUAGCAGUCCGCAAGUAUACGCUGACGGACGACGCGCUCCCCUCGCCCACCACGGCGGACAGCAAGCUCGUGCGGUCCAAACGCAUGGUCAAGGGGAGACAGAAUUCGGCUUCGUCCGUAAGCAGUCGGCGGUCAUUGGCGGGCUUGGCUAGGCGGAAUGAGGAGCCGCCGCCCUCGCCGAGCUUGCCCGAGGUGGUGGAGGAUGUGUAUGGUGGCACUACCGCACACACGGAUGACUAUGUUGCUAGCCCGGUGGAGGCAGAGUUCGAGCGGAACUUGAGCAUCGGUGAAGCUAGGCCGGCUUCGCCCGUCAGACGCCCUUCGACGGAUCGCAGUGGGUUCUUCUAG
Kalmanozyma brasiliensis GHG001 is the source of this 3783-nucleotide messenger RNA. RefSeq names its product Rab-GTPase-TBC domain protein. The transcript has a single exon. The record is from RefSeq and is a predicted model, not a curated record. Gene Ontology annotation, molecular function: GTPase activator activity. Gene Ontology annotation, biological process: intracellular protein transport; activation of GTPase activity. NCBI's taxonomy places the organism in Eukaryota, Fungi, Basidiomycota, Ustilaginomycetes, Ustilaginales. The coding region runs from base 1 to 3783 and encodes 1260 amino acids.